AUGGUGGUGGGGGCGCCGGCCUCCCGGGCGCUUCUACUGCUGCCGCCGCUCCUGCCGCUGCCGCAGGUGGCGCUGGGCUUCGCGGACGGCAGCUGCGACCCGUCGGACCUGUGCCCGCCCCAGGCCCGCUGGAGCAGCCUGUGGCACGUGGGGCUUAUCUUACUCGCUGUCCUUCUGCUGCUGCUGUGUGGGGUCACAGCCAGCUGUGUCCGGUUCUGCUGCCUCCGGAAACGGGUACACAGCCAGCCACACCUGCCACCAACACCUCAGCCUUGUGACCUGACGGUCAGCCCUAUGGAUAGUGACAGCCCAGUGCACAGCACGGUGACUUCUUACAGCUCUGUGCAGUACCCGCUGGGCAUGCGGCUGCCCCUUCCCUUUGGGGAGCUGGACCUCGACUCCAUGACCCCUCCUGCCUACAGCCUGUAUGCCCCUGAGCUGCCACCCUCCUAUGAAGAGGCUGUCAAGAUGGCCAAACCCAGCCAGGAAGAGCCACCCCCCUCUUAGUAACCCAGUCCUCUCCCUGGGGCCUGAGGCCUAGAGAUACUGGCGGGGCUCCAGGAGCCAGGCACCAAUGCCCAACACCCCUGGCUAGAGCCCUGGUGCCCCUCAAGGGCAGAGGAAAACUCUCUUGAACCUCCCAAUUCUGCCAGCUACCCUGUGCUCAGAGGGGACUGGCGCAAGGACACUUGCAGCCAGGGACCCCCCCAGCACACCCCUGCCAUCCGUCCCCAGGGAAGGCCAGCCCCCCCAGCACAUUGCCACAGCCCCGGCCUUGCUGCUAUGUAAUGCCAGGCAGCCCAGCCAGCUGGCCCUGUGUUGACCACACACAUG
Messenger RNA from Neomonachus schauinslandi (Hawaiian monk seal), 834 nucleotides. It is a transcript of the gene TMEM52, whose product is annotated as transmembrane protein 52. The coding region runs from base 1 to 507 and encodes 168 amino acids. The transcript is spliced from 5 exons. NCBI's taxonomy places the organism in Eukaryota, Metazoa, Chordata, Mammalia, Carnivora, Phocidae. The record is from RefSeq and is a predicted model, not a curated record.